UCAAACACGUUUAAUUUGAGCUCCAGAAAAUUUGCUCUGGCUACAUUCGAUUCGAUUUUCAGGGAAAUUCUGUAUGGGAAAAUCGUCUAAACGCAUUGGACGUUUUCCACGCACGAUUUCGCACACAUUUCCUGGAUCCGCUCGCACCGAUCAUCACAAUUAUUUUUUUUUCCAACUAGCGAAAAUCUGGAGUGGUUCUGAUUCUAAUUAGAAAGCAGUUAGUUUUUCAGUGGUAGCACUGACGUUUCAGUGGACGUUGACAAUACUGCUGCAACCAGAACUCCAUUAAGCAGAAGAAGAAAAGAAAAAAAAAACAGUUUUGCUGAGAAGAGUAAAGUUGUAAUAGUUGUAAUAAAUAAAAAGAAAAAUUAUACAGAUAUAAAUGGUGCGGGAAUAACAUCGUGUGUGUGUGUCUUCCCUAUUAUUAUAUGGGAAUUACAUUGGAAUAGAAACGACCAACGUCCAGCAAAACACACGGAACAUAAAGGUUAACAAAGUUAAUAAGAUGGCCACAACUGAACAAUUCUCACUUCGGUGGAACAACUUCCAUUCGAACCUCACCACAGGUUUCCAUGAUCUGCUCGAGGCAGCUGACAUGGUCGAUGUAACCCUGGCAGUGGAAGGUCAAUUUCUGCAGGCCCACAAGAUAGUCCUCUCCAUAUGCAGUCCAUACUUUAAGCAAAUGUUCAAAAUAAAUCCCUGCCAGCAUCCAAUUGUCAUACUUAAGGACAUCACACACGACAACUUGAAGGAUAUCCUGGAGUUCAUGUAUUUGGGGGAAGUGAAUGUGAUGAGGGAGAAUUUGCCUUCAUUUCUCAGGACUGCUGAACUGUUGCAGGUCAAAGGUCUGACUGGGGAUGAUUCUCAAAGUGAGUCUUCCUCAAAGCGAGAGGAGAAGGCAGCCCUCACUGAUGAUGAACCAGAGUAUAACCAGCUGAUUGAAUCUGAUGGUGUGAAUUUCACCUCUUCACCAAAGCCAUCGACCAAGAGGCAGAGGAGCCCCAUGUACACGCCGACGCUGAAGAAAUCUAAAUCCGAUAGUAAAUCUGUGAAGGAAAAUUGCAAUGAGAAUGAACGGCACGAACUUUUACCAAAUAUUAAGAGUGAAAUGUCCUUGGAGUGCGAAGACAAAGACCAAAUGAAUAAGUUGUAUCCCGAAGGUGUGUUCAACGCUGACGCGAAUCCACACGAGAAUGAUGUUGUUAUGUAUACGGUUGACGAGAAAGGGCACGCUUAUUGUCCGUACUGUUUCAAGAAGUUUGUGAACAGGUACAACCUGAAGGUGCACAUCCGCGAUAAGCACGACACGAGCGCCUCCAACCUGGACUGCCUGAUCUGCGGCAAGACGAUGAGGAAUCGGAGCUGCCUCAGAGUCCACAUGUACCAUCAUCGAAAGCAGGAGCAGAAGAUGAAUUCCUCGUCCACGCCCUGAGGCGUUGGGAGGCAACAGCUACCUUCUCCAAACGCUCCGCCUCCAAACUCCUCCUUUCCACAACCACCCACCCCCCCACUCGACGCCGUCCCAACCAAAACUAGUGAAAUUGAUCAAAAAAAAAAAUGAAGAAGUAGAAGAAAGAAAGCAUCAAUCUCUUCUUGCUCUUCGGACGAAGAAACGUUUGCUGGUAAUAAUUAAUUUAAAAAAAAUAAUGGAUGGAAAUUCGUGCAACGAAUGACAAAAAUCCGAAAUUUAUAAUUAAGCACUAAAACAAUUUACAAGCAAAAAAAAAAUGAUAACAAAAUUGUCUAAAUGAACAUCUCGAAUGCAAUUCGGGAUUGAUCAAAGUGAUCGCAAAAAAAAAAAUAAUAUUUAUAUAAUACAUACGAUUUAAUAAGACGGAACACGGAAUUAUAUUUUACUCAUAUUUCUUUUAUCAUCUAUCUAAAGCAAACUAAAUGAUUCACAAAUUCAGAGAAAUUCUUUAAUAGCAUCAUUGUUUGCUUAAUAGUUGCAUAUCAAACUUAUUUUUUAUUUAAUUCUACAAUCUAUUCGUUCAAUCCUCGUGGUAGUUCACUAUACACGUUUCGCAUACAUUCCAUGGCUACUACUACGGCUGUGUUUAUUUUUGUUGUUGUUGUUGUAAUAUUCCUUUCCAGUUCGGGCGCAAUUGUUUUAAUUUGUUUUUUGUUUUCUUUUUAAUUAUUUCGUUGUUAGCGUAGCCCAGAAACUUUAACAGUCCCUUCUUUUCCUCCCCCCAAGAUGAUUGAUAGUAGUAAUAAACUGUACUUAAUUCGUUUUCAAUUCGAGCGGAGUGUGGACGUUGUCUCACCGUGAGAAAAUAACUAAUAAUUUAUUUAAAACAAAUAAACCGU
Nicrophorus vespilloides is the source of this 2310-nucleotide messenger RNA. Its product is annotated as protein abrupt-like. The coding region runs from base 506 to 1432 and encodes 308 amino acids. Gene Ontology annotation, molecular function: protein binding. The record is from RefSeq and is a predicted model, not a curated record. Lineage: Eukaryota; Metazoa; Arthropoda; Insecta; Coleoptera; Silphidae. Gene Ontology annotation, cellular component: nucleus. Gene Ontology annotation, biological process: regulation of transcription by RNA polymerase II. The transcript has 4 exons.